AUGAGUUCUCUUGCGAAACUCGGCCUCGGGCUGUCCCUGGUAACGAAACCUAUUCCGAGCGGCACACGAGGUAUACACAUAUCCACGAGACCGCAGCGACUUUGGUCUCUGCCUAGGAUACCGAGGCGAUCCGUUCCCGUCUACCCGCGCAUAUCACAGCAACCAGCCCGAACGUUCUUCCACACGGCGCGACAGCAAUGGCAACGACACGACCCCAACGAGGCGCUCCGGAACGCAAAGCCGCUCUUUACGAAUAGCGGGAUGCGGAGAGUCGCGCGCUCGCCCUCGACGCACACGGUGAUUGUGGUGGCCAUGCUCGGCGCCGUGGCCUUUUACAUGUGGAACCUACAAACGGUCCCCGUGAGCGGACGGCGGCGGUUCAACUGCUACUCGCCAUCGACCGUCGAGGCCGUGUCGGGCGAACAAUACAAGCGCAUUAUCUACGACGUGGAGCGACAGGGCGGGCGCUUCCUGAGCGACUGGGACCCGCGCACGCAAAUGGUGAAGCGCGUCAUGCGGCGGCUCAUACCCGUCAGCGGCAUGGAGGACUCGGCGUGGGAGGUGCGCGUCAUUGACGACCCCAACCAAGCCAACGCCUUUGUGCUGCCCGGCGGCAAGGUCUUUGUCUUUAGCGGCAUCAUCCCCAUUGCGCGCACCGAGGACGGCCUGGCUGCCGUCCUGGGCCACGAGAUUGCGCACAACCUCGCCGAGCACAUUGGCGAGCGCAUGAGCGGGCAGAUUGGAGUCAAUAUCCUGCUGGGCAGCGUCGUGUUGCUGACGGCCCUGUGGGGUGGCGCUCUGCUGGGCACGCAGCUCUUUGGUGGCACGUUGCUAGACCUCCUCUUUUCCCGACCAAUGGGCCGCAGACAAGAGUCCGAGGCAGAUUAUAUUGGACUCAUGAUGAUGGCCGAAGCAUGUUAUGAUCCGGAAGCCGCCUUGACGUUUUGGCAGAGGAUGGAGGCGCACAGUCAAGGGUCGCCGCCAGAGUGGAUGAGCACACAUCCUUCUAAUAACAACAGAAUAGAAAAGAUCAAGGAAUGGCUUCCAAAAGCCAUGGAGAAGAGGUACGAGAGUGAUUGUCAGGGCACAGCCAAUUGGGCAGACAUGUUCAGGCAGGCAAUGAGUCAGGGCUACAGGCUGGAGUGA
Pestalotiopsis fici W106-1 is the source of this 1146-nucleotide messenger RNA. RefSeq lists its product as uncharacterized. The transcript has 2 exons. Lineage: Eukaryota; Fungi; Ascomycota; Sordariomycetes; Amphisphaeriales; Sporocadaceae. Gene Ontology annotation, molecular function: metalloendopeptidase activity. Gene Ontology annotation, cellular component: mitochondrial inner membrane. The record is from RefSeq and is a predicted model, not a curated record. Bases 1 to 1146 code for a protein of 381 amino acids. Gene Ontology annotation, biological process: mitochondrial protein processing; protein quality control for misfolded or incompletely synthesized proteins.